GCCCGGUACUGCUUAUCAGCUUGCCGUGUACAAGAAUAUCUCCCACGGAGUGGUCCAGUAAUCUUAGGCUUUAUUGUCGAGCAUCGCUUUCUACCGAUAGGACGUGUCGGAUUCGUUGGACUGAAUCAAUUGUUGUGUUUCUCCUCACAAACAUCACAAGUGAACCGUGUAAUCGAAAUGUACUCGGCCGGGCAGUUGUUGUUUUUAAUUAGUUUCGUGAUUAACUUACUGCAUUCUUCCUGUGCGGUAGAACCGGUUCUGAUAGUGCACGGUGGUGCCGGAACCGUCACGGAAGAUCGCUUUCCGGGCAAAAUUCGUGGUGUGACACUAGCGGCCAAAGUUGGAUAUCAAGUGCUCGCCCGCAAUGGGUCCGUGCUGGAAGCGGUCGAACAGGCGGUCCGUAUAAUGGAAGCGGAUCGCUACUUUAACGCCGGCUACGGGUCGGUUUUGAAUGCGGAGGGUGAUGUAGAGAUGGACGCAAGCAUCAUGGACGGUGCGACGAAAGCGACGGGAAGUUUGAGCGGUGUCCGUGAUCUGCUGCAUCCGAUCUCAUUAGCUCGUGCCGUGAUGGAACACUCGGGACACAAUUUCCUUAUCGGAGCAGGACUCCGUUCGUUUGCCCUUGAUCGUGGGUUUCGCUUUCUGGAGCCACCGGGCCAGCUCGUAACCCAGUACGCGAAGGAUGCGCUCGAAGAUUGGAAAGCUUCCGAUCAGAGCUAUCAAUCGGGCGAAGGUGGUACGGUGGGCGCGGUGGCAAUCGAUGCGAAUGGUCACAUUGCCGCUGCAACAUCCACCGGCGGUUUGACGGGCAAGCGAGUUGGGCGCGUCGGAGACACUCCUAUCAUCGGAUCGGGAACGUACGCCGAUAACAGAUUGGGCGGCGUGUCACUUACGGGCGAUGGAGAUAUCAUCAUGAAGGUGUGCAUCGCGUACGAUGUGCUGAGAACUGCCGAGCUUACCGGGCGCCCCGUCCAACUUGUCGCUGAUGAGCUGCUCGAUACGAUGAGUGCCGAGCUGGGUGGCACGGCCGGCAUGGUGGGUGUGGACAGCGAGGGCAAUGUGGUUGUGGCUCACAACUCAAAGCACAUGUCGUGGGCUUAUCAGCGGGGCGAUACCGUUGCGUACGGUGUUAGCAAGGAUGACUUCAACCUACUACCUGCGUCUGACAGUGAAUUCAUUUCUCUCGUGUAGGAUCGUGAUUUCACGCCAAUUAAAAUAUGCACCGAUAGUGGGAUGAAACGGACAAAAACAACCAAUGCGAUAUGAUAAAUAUAACGCUAUUGUUCUUCGUUUUGUACAUUA
Molecule: messenger RNA, 1302 nt
Organism: Anopheles stephensi (Asian malaria mosquito)
Lineage: Eukaryota; Metazoa; Arthropoda; Insecta; Diptera; Culicidae
Product: isoaspartyl peptidase/L-asparaginase
Exons: 2
Coding region: 178-1191 (337 amino acids)
Molecular function (GO): asparaginase activity
Source: RefSeq, a predicted model, not a curated record